AUGGAAUACAGAAGAAGUUCGAUGGUUAUGAACCGAAAACAACAGGCUAGUACAAACCCUCAGAUAUAUGCUAGUUUCGCCGGUGCUGGUGUCCCCCGGACCUCAAAUGGGAUUUUGGACGACAUGCCUACAAUGUGGUGGGAUGAGGAAAGAAUUCACGCCACCGUUACACGACAAUUUGUUUCAUCAAAAUUGCAUCCAGACGAGCAAGAGCGUCUGGAUGAGCCAUUGGGUUUCGGUGAUGGCUUGACCGAUGACACAUACAUGGAAUGGAUUGAAGAGAAGGCGAAAAAGAUAUUCUUGAUCUUGGUGGAGCUGGGUGUGCCUGAUCAAAUAUUUGGAGUCAUUGAUGAUUCAUGGGGCGAUGAUGAUCUACCGAUACCGAUGGACCAAGUUGAAAGACUACAAUUGACCUACGAUCGAAACGAAAAGCUAGAGAAGAAGUUUUUCCAGCGUCAAUUCAACUAUCUCCUAAGAUAUGUCGCUAAAGGCGAACAUAUAUACUACGAUGAUGUAGAAGUCGUACCGCUAGAGCCAGUCGAAAAAAGAGCCGCUGGAACAGAUAAGGGCUACCUACUCUUGACUCCAGCAAACGCCAAUUCGCUCAAAUCCUUUCUCACCAUUAUACCUCAAUCCUUCAAAAUCCUAGCUAAGCAGGACCGCCGUGUUCUUAUUUUGAAUUGGCUUCACUGUCUGGCUGGAGCUGUGUCAUUUCUUCAUAGCAAAGGUCUUUCGCAUCGUAACAUCAAGCCCUCAAAUAUCAUGCUCGACCUUGACAAUCACAUCUUUCUGGGAGAUUCGGGCGUCUUCACUACACAUGUCCCUAUCGAGGAAAAAAGUGGCUUUGAUAAAGAGGCCUAUGAUUACUCCGCCCCGGAACAGAACCAUUAUACGGCAACCUCCACUUCUAGCCUGCCCAAUACCCGGUCGGUAUCGUCGCGUCCACCGGCAUCUAGCAGGUCAGCCUGUGUCCCUACUGAUUUUUUAUUUCAAAUCCCUACAAUGCCAUUGUCAAAUGAUUCAUCAUCUGUUCAUACAGUCUCGACUGGUUCGCGAUCAGAAGGCUCAGGUCCAAGCCACAUUGGAAGAGACAGCAGAGCUGGUAGACACGAUCCACAGAAGGCCGAUGUAUUUGCUUUAGGGGCUAUCUUCACCGAAAUCAUCACAUUUCUUAUGAAGCGAUCGACGAGGAAUUUUGCCUCGCAUCGAUCGUCCAAGCACAAGACCUCGGGUCAUGGUGGCGGAGUUCCAGAUUCAAGCUUUCAUAAGAACCUGGGACAAGUAGAUAGCUGGAUGAAUACACUUCUCAAAGAUGCCACAAAGAAGGAAGACAAGAUCUUUCGAGGUGUUUCUCAAUUAAUCGCACUUUUCCAACGAAUGCUCUCACCCGAACCAAACGAUAGGCCAUCAGCAAGCGAAAUUCAGGAGAGAAUCUACGCCAUAUUGACAGAGAAUUGUGGCUUAAGAGAUAAUCCUGGAGGCAAUAACUCAGAAAGAGGAGAGAUACAUUGCGGAACCCGAAUCACAGAAGACCAGUGGAACUUUGGCUUUGACCAACUGCGCCUCGCAAGCCAAAGAGCCGCGGCAGAAGCAUGUGCUUCCGUCGCCGGGGAUACGAUGGCAAACCUCCCGCUUGGUAACGGAGGUGUAAUCUACGGCGUAGAAAGAGUAGCCACCGUAGUGAAUAACGGCAUACCUUUGUCAUCGAUGGGAGCGAGAGAAGGUGAUCGUGUAAGCAUCAAUACGAAAACGAGCAGCGGCAAAAGCAGCGAAGGGAAAGGCAAAGCCGCCGGACAGGAAAAAGCAAGACCUAAAGCAAAAGCUUGGCAGGCUCCUGUUUAUGCUGUUUCGGCUAACCCCCUAAGUCUCGGACUCGCGUUAAAUUUCGACCCACCCGCAAUGAGAGAUGAAUUUUCAUAA
Messenger RNA from Sclerotinia sclerotiorum 1980 UF-70, 1920 nucleotides. RefSeq lists its product as hypothetical. The coding region runs from base 1 to 1920 and encodes 639 amino acids. NCBI's taxonomy places the organism in Eukaryota, Fungi, Ascomycota, Leotiomycetes, Helotiales, Sclerotiniaceae. The transcript has 3 exons. The record is from RefSeq and is a predicted model, not a curated record. Gene Ontology annotation, molecular function: protein kinase activity; ATP binding. Gene Ontology annotation, biological process: protein phosphorylation.